GUCAUUCAUAUUUACGGUUGAGUUUUCCUAAUUAGUCUAUGAAGGCUAUUUCUUUUCAUUUUAAUAUUUUAAUAAUUUUCUAUUUAUCUAUACAUAAUUAUUAUUUAUUCUUUUACAUUCAUACAUUAAUAACUCUGGCCAUUAUUUAAUUCAACUUUGUGAUUCGGUGUAUAACUAGUCGUAUAACUAUGGUCAUCUCUGUAGAACUCAUGCCAUUUCCGGUGUUGUAAUUACAUCACCGGUUUUGUGAUCAUUUCACGUUUUUGCGAGAAAACCCGAAUAUCGCCGAAGUCUAUACCCUCAAUACUUGUUAAAAGUAUAAUUCAAGAAAUUUACCGUAGAGAAGGAAAAAUUAUACUACGUAAUACUUAACAACAACCAAAAUGCCAAAGAGAAUUACUUUAACAUGUUCAAAUUGUCGAGCUAGAAAAGUUAAAUGUGAUCGUACUCGACCUAUUUGUAAAGUAUGCCUCAAGAAUAGAAUACCCCAACAUUUAUGCAUAUAUGAAGAUUCUCCUCAUAUUUUGAAAGCGGCCAAGAAUAAAUUAUUGAAGGAUAAGCAAGAGCAAGAGAAUUUGCAUAAACGGUUGCAUAAACAAUCAACUGUUGAGGCUGAAACUCGAGCUCAAUCAUUAUCUCUUAAAGUGAAUGAAGCGCAAUCGCAAAGUCCGCUUCAACUCGGAUUUGAUAAUAAUGGGUAUGCUUAUACGGCUGAAACUGAAACUGAUAUUUUUGACCUUUCUAAUUUUGAUUAUUAUAAAUAUAGAGCUGAUAGUUAUUGUUAUUUUGGAGCAACUAGUUGGAGAGCUUCAUUAAGAGAUUCAGUAAGAGAAUGUCAAAUGUUAAUUGGUAUAGGACUUAAAACUCAUGAUGAUCUUAAACAAGCAGCUAAGGGUUAUUUUAAUAGUUUUAGAAAUGAACAACAAGGAAAACAUCAACGUAUACAACCAGAAAGGUUACCUUUUGACUUUAAGAGAUUAACAAAUAUUCUUACCUUAUUUGCACAAGAUCCAGCUAUUAUUAAUCGAUGUUUUGGUAGUGAAACAUUAUUUGAAUAUCUUAAUUCUGUUAUUGAUUCUGAUACUUCCCUCUUAAAAGAUAUUAAAGCAGGAGUUAAUGGAAGUGGAGUUGCCACUAAAUUAUGUAUUAUUAUAUGUAUAAUUGUUCUUAGUUCCUUUAAGAAAGAUGGUGAAUUAGAUAUUGAUCAACUUGACUUAAUAAAAUGGGCACAAGAAUUAUUUGAAUUUGGAGGAGGAAAUAAACGUAUAUCAAUUCAAACUUUACAAGCUAUGAUAUUAUUGUUUGAAAUAAAGAAAUAUGAUUUAAAUUUGGAUUUUGAUGGAACUUUAACUAUGGAUUUAGUUCAUUUAUCAGCAAUUGCAAGUCUAUCUGUUUCAUUAGGUUUCCAUCGUGAUCUAGAAAAAUUACGAGUUGGUAAUAACCAACGUCUCCUACCUGGAUUAAGAAAUAUUUGGAAAUGGAUAUUAUUUGAAACAACUUCUCGAGCAUUUCAAUAUGGAUUUCCUCCACUUAUUAAUGGUGAUUAUGAUCAACAUGAAAUAUUAGAAGAUGAUCCAUUUGGUUAUAAAGAAAGAAUUGAACUUAUUAAAGAUAUAAAUAUGAGAGUUAGUCUGAAUCGAUUUUCUAAACAGGUUAAUGUGACUAAAGAAUUACAUUUGGUAACUAAUUUGCUUGAACAAGAUUUAGCAGAUCAUAAUAUUAUUCAACAUAAUAAACAAUUAAUUAUGAAUGAUUUGGUUAUGAUGCAGACUUUAGCUAUUAUACGAUUUGUUAAAAGACCAAAAGUUGAAAAAUGGAAAUGUGAAGGUUUAAAACAUACUUUGUUAUUAUAUCUGUAUUGUAAGAAAAUUAUCUUAGAUGAAAUCAGCUUUAUUCAGAACAAGAAAAAUCCUCAUAAAAGACCUCAUAGUCAUGCCAAUUGUUCAUAUUUUCUUGAGGCUAAAGAAGCUAUUUUCAGAUGUACUACUAUACCAAUGGGUUUAUUAUUAAGAGAUGCAUUUAGUGAAGAUUUACCAAUCCCAAUCCCACCAAUUGAGUUGACAUUUGAAAAUAUUAGAAGAUUAGAUGAUAAUGUAUUUUCAAUGCUUGUUAAUAGUAGAAGGUUUUUAUUUGAUUUUUUAUUUAAAGAGAUUCGAUCAUUAAUUAACACUAUGUCUGUAUUAAAUUUUUCAUCUGCUGCCAUGUUGAUAUUUUUAAAUAAUACUUAUAGUUGGUAUUAUAAGAAUGUAUCAUUAAAUAAUCUAUCUUCAAGUCCACAAAUGGAUGGAACUUCUACGUUCAUUUCGGGUGGAACUUAUAUUCCAAAUUCAAGUAAUGACGGAUAUAAUGAUCAAAAUAAUAAAUAUCCAAAACAACUUAUUCAAGUUCCAAUUCCAAAUCAAAAUCAAAAUCAAAAUCCAUUCCAAAUACCUACAAACUCUAGUACUACACUUUCGGAAAAUAAUUCAAAUACUACUAAUAAUUUUCCCACCAUGCCAACUAUGGAAGAACAAUUAUUCCCAUUACCAUGGAGUUUAGAAGGAUUUGAAGGUAUUACGGAUCAAUUACCAGUAUAUAUAAAUUUUGCCCAAUUUGAUAAUGAAAACCUUUGGGAUUAUUUUAUUCAAUAAAUUUACCAAUCAAUAAAAGUAUUAUUAUUAUUAAUGUAUACUGCUGGUACUGAUAAAUCACACGCGUCGCUAAUUAUUUGGUAGGUAUGAUUAAGUUUCAACUGGUAGAUACUAUAUCUUAUUAUUUAUUUAUUUAUUUAUUUAUUUAUUUAUUUAUUUAUUUAUUUAUUUAUUUAUUUAUUUAUUUA
Molecule: messenger RNA, 2818 nt
Organism: Scheffersomyces amazonensis
Lineage: Eukaryota; Fungi; Ascomycota; Pichiomycetes; Serinales; Debaryomycetaceae
Product: Zn(II)2Cys6 transcription factor
Exons: 1
Coding region: 384-2630 (748 amino acids)
Biological process (GO): regulation of transcription by RNA polymerase II
Cellular component (GO): nucleus
Molecular function (GO): DNA-binding transcription activator activity, RNA polymerase II-specific; zinc ion binding; RNA polymerase II cis-regulatory region sequence-specific DNA binding
Source: RefSeq, a predicted model, not a curated record